Arctia plantaginis is the source of this 2013-nucleotide messenger RNA. The record is from the annotation of a GenBank genome assembly. NCBI's taxonomy places the organism in Eukaryota, Metazoa, Arthropoda, Insecta, Lepidoptera, Erebidae.
AUGAAACUAUUUGCCACUGAAAAUGGUGUGCCAUUUUAUCCUAUAAAUAUGGGUAUGGAGACUGACGAGGAUGUGUCGCGCUGCAAUAUGCUGGAUAACUUGCCACCCAUCAGUUGCGAGCCAUCAUUAGAAAACGAUCUAGGAAGUGGUUCUAAUGACAUCGGUGACAUGACCUUUUGUAUGGGGAACUACGUUAGUGAUUUCAUGAAGAUGAUGUUCACAAUGCGCUCGCACCAUAUGCUGACAGACGUUGUGCUGGAGGUGGGUAACGAGCUUUUCCAUGUACAUAAAGUUGUGCUAGCUGCAGGGAGCCCCUAUUUUAAAGCUAUGUUCACGAGCGGCCUAAAAGAGUGUGAAAUGUCACGAGUGCGUCUUCAAGGCGUUUGUCCUUCGGCAAUUGCGUGGCUCGUAUACUUCCUGUACACUGGCAAGAUUAGGGUCACCGAAAUAACUGUCUGUCAGCUUUUACCUGCCGCUACCAUGUUCCAAAUAUCGAACGUGAUAGACGCCUGCUGCGCGUUUCUAGAACGACAGUUGGACCCGUCAAACGCCAUCGGCAUAGCCAAUUUUGCGGAACAGCACUGUUGCAUGGAUCUCAAGAAGAAAGCCAACCAGUUCAUUGAGAGACAUUUUACACAGGUGUGCCAAGAGGAGGAGUUCUUGCAAUUGACGCCGCAGGAAUUGAUUUGCUUGAUUAGAAAAGACGAACUUAACGUGAGAGAAGAAAGAGAAGUCUACCAAGCAGUAUUGAAUUGGGUGAAAUUCGAUGAAGACCGACGUCACCCGCGCAUGGAGCACAUCUUGCAAGCCGUACGAUGCCAGUAUUUGACGCCGAGUUUCCUCAAAGAACAAAUGAGCACGUGUACAGUUCUAAAGAAAGUUCCCGCUUGCAGAGAAUACCUCGCCAAGAUAUUUAAGGAUCUCACAUUACACAAGAAGCCGGUAGUGAAGGAACGAAGACCGAACACUCCUCGUAUCAUCUACGUCGCGGGAGGUUACUUCAGGCAUUCCAUAGAUUUGUUCGAAGCUUUCAACCUUGAUGACAACAGUUGGACUACCUUACCAAGAUUAACGGUGCCUAGAUCUGGAUUAGGCGCUGUAUUUCUUAAGGGUUUAUUCUAUGCAGUGGGAGGCCGGAACACUUCACCGGGUUCUUCAUACGACAGUGAUUGGGUAGAUGUAUACAACCCUGCAACUGAACACUGGCGACCCUGCAGUCCUAUGUCCACGCCUAGGCAUAGGUUAGGGGUCGCAGUAAUGGAUGGUUUACUGUACGCAGUCGGUGGUUCAGCAGGCUCGGAAUAUCACAAAACAGUAGAAUGUUACGAUACCGAGCGUGACACGUGGACGUCGAUAGCGUCGAUGGGAUGCGCCCGACUGGGCGUGGGCGUCGCAGUCGUCAACCGACUGCUGUACGCGGUGGGAGGGUUCGAUGGCGCCAGGCGGAUAGCUUCUGUCGAGUGCUACCAUCCUGAGAACAACUGCUGGAACGAAGUCGCGCCUAUGAACAUUGCAAGAAGUGGGGCAGGUGUGGCAGCAAUGAACCAAUACAUCUACGUAGUGGGCGGGUACGACGGGUCCCAGCAGCUCGCGUCGGUGGAGCGGUACGACACAGAGCGCAACACGUGGGAGCACGUGGCGCCCGUGCAGACCGCGCGCUCCGCGCUCUCGCUCACCGUGCUCGACAACAAGCUGUACGCCCUGGGCGGUUACGACGGCACGUCCUUCCUGGACAUAGUGGAGGUGUACGAGCCCGCGAGUGACACGUGGUCGCCGGGCCCGUCGCUGCAGUCGGCGCGCUCGGGACACGCGUCGGCGGUGUGCUACCAGCACUGCGCGCCUCUGGCCGAGCUGGGCGAGCCGGCGCCGCCCGCCACACUCCGCAAGCUCGGCAAGCGCCCCGCCGCCGCACCCGCGCCCUCCGCCUCCGCGCCCAGGACCGACGACAUCCCCACGGCCAACAACAUCAUAGGCACCUUGUCCAAUCCCCGUUCUCCCGGUGAUUUCCUGUAA